GACUAGAUAACCAAUCAACAGCGAGGAUCUAGGAAAUCCGAGGACAGAACAUUUUGGCGAUGUAGUGCGGCGUAAGUUUUCGGUGGAAAUUCACGUAAAUGCAUAGUCUUUAUCGUCUUCUCCACCAGUGGAAGCUCUGAGAAUGCUUUUAUAUGAGAAAUAGCAAAAAUGUCCACAAUUCAAAGGUAAUACGCGUAAAAUAUUCUUUAUUCUCUCUUCACUCGUCUAUCGAGCUUGAAUGGACAGCUUUUACAUGUGUUCUAUUGCACGUCGACUGACGCGGAAAUUAAUGUUGAGUAAUACGCUUUAAUACAUUGCUCAAAGGACAUUUUUUGUAGUUUGUUCUUGAUGAAUGUUACUAAGUUUUCUAGCUAUACUUUAUAAUCCGGCUGAGAAUGGUGUUAUGUUCAAGUCUGACAGAAUUUUGUGGCAUCGGCUAAACAUAUGACUUAUACACUGCUACGUUCAGGAUUAAUUAAGGGUAAAUCAUUAAUGGUUUAUAUAUUGGUGGUAUAGAAUUUCAAGUGUUAAUUUCAAGGUUAAAGAGCUAACCCUAAAAACUUAACAGUCAGCAAAUUUCUGCUAAAAUAUAGUAUUAGCCUUAUUUUUGAAAAAAUUCUCACAAUGUUUAUUUUAACUUUGUCGAAGUUAUUAAUUUGUGUAUGAUUAGCAUGGGAGUAUUUACAAUUUUUUUUUUUGCACUUACAAGUUUCACUUUAUCUUCCCGCCUGAUACUUAAACCAAACACAAGAAUGAAUAAGUGGUAUGUUUUGACGCACAUUUUCAAGUUAAUUUUUGUGCUCGAAAAUUCUUGCCUCUGCUUUGUUUUGUUAUUUGAAUUCCAACCUUUUAAACUUAAACCUGCAGUCCUGUAGAUGAGUAUGGAUUCCACCGACCAGACGACUUUGAUUACUCAAGCUAUGAGGAAUUUAUGUCGAGCUAUUUAAGGGUGCUGGCAAGGAGAGCAUCAAGAUGGGAUAGAUUCAUGAAGGGUGUAAAUAAAGUGAGAAAGUCAAGAAGAGGUUAGGAACUACAGCACUAAAAGGCUUUGUUCUGCUGUGCCAAAUGUAAUUCUUGAGAAUUUGAAAGCAAGGCUGAAGCAUGAUGGAUCUGUCUGAAUCAAAGUUUUGAUUUUGGUUCAGCAGAGCAAUUAAGUCUGAAUUGAAGUCCAUCGUGCUUCUGUCACGCUUCUGUUGAACCGUGAAUUACAGCAGAGGGGCCUCGUAUGACCUUGACUUAAGGCACAUCUUCAAUUUUGCUGAGUCUAAUUCAAAAGUGAGAACAAUAGAUUUCCUUAUUAAAACUAAAUCAGCUCAUGUGAAGUUCAGCAGAACCCUACUUGACCAUAUGCACUCUAUAAUAAAACAACUGUAGAACAGCUGGCUAUUACUAAUGCAUGGCAGUAUGUACGUACUAGCCUGCAUUUGUGUGGUCUUCCAGCAAAAACGAAUGGAAUGCACAGAAUGCACAGCUGUGAUCAGGUUAGUUUAUUCUAUUUUAUUCCAAUCAUUCCUGCUACCUGGGGCAGAAUGUUUGGAAUAUAUUCUGCUUAUUCGAGAAUUGGAAUAUAUAGCAGGUCAAUGAAACAAACAUUUCAGAUCAUUCAAUGUACUGGUAUUCCUACUUGUAUUUUCAGAAUAAUUAAUUGUGGUCAAUCAAAUACACCCAUAGGCCAUAGUUGUAAAUUUACCAGGAGCAUUAAAUAAACACACUUCUCGAAAAGAUAAAGACUAAGAUUUUUGGUUUUUAUUAAGUACAGCUAAAUAGUUACAGGUUUGUUUAAUUAAAAGCUUUUUAUUUGUGUUACUAUAGUGAAAAGAUUUGUCCGGAAAGGAGUUCCAUCGGAGCUUAGAGCCCAGGUACAUAAUCUCUACAAGUGUUUCUUUUUACAUUUUAACUCGUUCGCUCCUUGUAAAGGUGAAAGAAAAUUUUUGCACAAGAAAAUUCAAAUUGCUUGUUUUAACAUCCUGAGAAAUGAGUAUUAUUAUGCAAAAGUUCUACAGGAGAGGUUUCGUUUAAAUGGCAAAACCAUAGGAUUUCAUCUCCAGAUUUCAAAGUUACAGUGACAAAUAACCUUGCCAUAACUUGGUUGAAGAUUGAUGGGGUUAAUUUUAAAACUUGGCCUCUUUUAAUCCUCCAGAAAAGAUGCAAGUACAUGUAAUGCCUUUUUCUCCUAAUCAUGAUAUUUUAAAAUUUCUCUUCAAGGUGUGGGUGGAUAUAAGUGGAGCAAGAAAGAAGAUGAAGUUGAAUCGUGGUAAAUAUCAACAGCUGACAGGGGAAGGCCUCGAUGAACAGACAAUGCAUAGCAUUCAGACAGGUAUAUGUUGCACAGAUUUUGGAGUAAGUUUGUACAUGAUGGGGGCAAACCACCCCUGUUUCUCCCAAUAGUGACCUAUCAAUAUAAUAUAAUCAAGAGUAAUGGUUAUGAGAAUUUUAACGAAGUGAUCACCCAAGGGAAAAUGCUUUGACCAGCUAUCACAUUGUCUCAACUUAUUUUUAAAGAGAGUGGGUGGAGAUCAUUCUGGAGAAUUUUGUCUUUAGAGGAUACACUAGGUCAAAAUUCAGGUUGAAAUUUUUUAACCUAGGUUGAUUCUCAAUUUCUUUCUCUCCUAGCCCUAAUUAUUCAUGAAUUAGGGCUAGGAGACAAAGGAAACAGAGGUUCAAUCUAGGUUAAAAAAAUUUAACCUGAAUUUAAUUUUGAUCUGUAACAUGGAUUAACUAGUGCAGCUUAAAGGGUUGUUAAUAUGACUGGACUGCAGACCAAAGCACUGAUGGACUAGGCAAACACAUUGAUGGGCCAGACAAAUGAAUGGAGGGAUUAACUGGAUGGAUGGAUAGAUGGUGUCUUUGUUCAUGAAGAACUGAACACAUCUCAAGCAUCCUGAUGUGCUCACCUGUAAGGGAUGUACAGAUCCAAGAUAAUACAAAAUGUAUUGGAGCCUGAGUAUUCACAUAUUUUCUCUCCUUGUCUUUUUUUCCUUUAGACAUUGAUCGUACCUUCCCAGAUAACAUACACUUUACCAACAGACAGAACGACCUGAGGCCUGCUUUGUACAAUGUACUUGUAGCUUAUGCCAAACACAAUCCAAGAAUAGGUUACUGUCAGGUAGGUGUCAUCCACAUAUUUACUGUAAACUGCCACUUUUAAGCCCAGCUGGGCUUACUCGCCUCAGUAACUACAAAAGGUGUCUAAGGAGGGCCUAUAAAUUAAUGGAGGGACUUAUAUCCAAGUGGGCUUAUACCCGGAAAUAGAAAAAGCACUUCAAAGCAAGCCAUAGCAGUUUAUGAGAAUAAAUAAAAUGAUCACCUAAGGAAAAAGGCUUUGAUCUUUGAACAAAUUGUCUCGACUAAUUCUGUAAGGAAAUGUAUGGAGAUCAGUUUGGAGAAUUUGUGCGUGGUUCCUGGGGCUUAAAGGGUUAAUUAAGCUUCCAAAUUUCAUGGAUAUAAUUCAUUUCAAUACAAAUUAGGGGUGAACUUUUGUAAAGGGGUGAGGGAGGUCUUAUAAUCAUAAAUUGUGUAUUUUUUGUUUACCGGUAGACAGACCUUCUAGAUGAAUAAUAAGUGGUGGGCUUAAUAAGUUACAGUUUAUAGUAUAGUAAUAUCUACACCAUUUUAUAUGCUGCCUAGUAAAUAUGUGUCGUUCCUCAAAUCCCUUGGAAGGAGAGCUUUUUUGUGACAGCAAGAACAGUAAAUCUGCAGGCAGUGUUAUUGCUUGGCACAGGAACGAAUAAUUUUUGAACAGAAAUAAGGGAUUUUGUGCAAGGUAAGUAGGUGAAGUGAAGUGGGAUGUGUGUUUGACUUUCAUUUCAGAAUUGUGAGCUGCUGAUUUCUCUGCGGAGAAUGCAAGCAAAAUACAUGUACUAAUUUACCCAGCUUUUUUUACAUCAUCAAGUGAGCUAGCUGUCCAGCUUUGGGAUAAUUGCUGAUGUAUCAAUAAUUAUACUAUUUAGCUUGAAAAGUGUGAUGGUCUGUGUUUCAGGGUCUCAACUAUAUUGCUGGAUUGAUGCUGCUCAUUGUCAGAAAAGAGGAAGUAGCUUUUUGGCUUUUGGAUGUUAUUGUGGGAAAUCUUUUACCAGGUACAUGUUUGUGAACUCACAACUGAAUGUUGGUCAACUGUUUUUUUCCUCGAUUAAAUCAAACCUGUUUUGUCAACAUACUGUUAAUAUGAAAUAUUUUAGCACAUGUGCAUUUAACUACAGCCUGUAGCUGGGAUUACUGUAACUCAAAAGAUUAAUGACCAUUUUCUGUAGAUUACUAUUCAAGAGAUAUGCUUGGAUUACAAAUUGAGCAGGAGGCCUUGCGUCAAGUAGUAAGGUAUGCUACAGUGUACAUUACAGUGUUACAUGAUAUAACUUUUAACAGUAUACAUCACCAUGCUUAUGUUUUUACAGAAUAUUUUUUGUAUCCUCUGUUCCUUGUGAUUUUGUUGGUCUUCUUGGUUCCCCUGGUCAUUUUAGUUUCCCUAGUUUUUCCCCUUAGCUCACCUUGUUCUUGUGUUUCAUAAGAUCCUGUGUAUCCAUGGCCCUUGUGGUUCCCCUGUUCCUCGUACUUUAGUUCUCUUUUUUCUUGUGAUUCCUCCUUUACCGCUUAGCCUUAAGUGUGGUUUAUAUCAUGGUUUACCUGAUUAUUAUACUCUUUCUUCCUCUGAUUCCUUUUUUUUCUCUGGGCUAUAGAUAAGCAAAGUAUUGUCUUUGUUACAUGUUUUCCAUGUUUAUAUGUCUACACAGAGUGAAGAUGCCAGAUCUGUUUGAUCAUAUAGAAAAGAUGGGUGUGUCAUACACUAUAUUCUCAACAAAGUGGUUCAUAUGUCUUUUUAUUGAUGUACUGCCAAUAGAGGUGAGCAUAAUAUAACCUUGGUGCUUACAGAGUAACACAUUCUUGUCCCAAACCAAUGCCAUGCUAUGCAAGUGAGCAGUGGGGUUUGGAAUGUGCAGGGCAUAAUAGCACUGGUCAGGUCUCCAAAAAAAUGGCAAAAAAAGUUGCAAGUCAUAGAGAAAAGGUGCUUAAUAAUGUUGGUCAACAAAAAUCUGCAUUUUUUUUUCUCUGUGAAAGUCAUGAAAUAUUCAGAUGUAUUUGUUAAAUACAUUCAGUCUGAACAUGUAUGGACUGGUUUAGAAACAAAAUACAUGUAUGCUGGCCAUUUUUGUCCAGUAAGUCCAGUAGUGCUGCCAUAUUAUCAGACAAGCCAUAUUUUGCCAGGCAUCCCAGGUGAAUUCUCCCGACAAGCUUGAUGGGUGAUGUACAGUAUAUAUCACACCUGGACUUGAAUGAAGGAUACAGCACAUUCAGCUCUCUCUAAGAUGGACACUUUUGCGGUGUGGCACUAGUGUAUCCAUUUGAGAGAAUUUAUAGAGUCAACUAAAAGGCGUAAGGAAAGGCAGGGACCAACUCUAGGUGUUCGUCUUAUAGAGAGUCAGCUGAAAGGAGUAAAGAAAGGGUGGGAACAUCAACUCUAGAGAUUUGUUUUUUUGAGAGUACACUAAAGGGAGUAGUUAAGAGAAAGGCAAGGACCAAAUCUGGCUUCUGUUUUAAUGAGGUGUCCCUUUUAUAGAGGUGUCUAUUGAGAGAGAGUUGGCUGUAAUCAAUUUUCAGGAUGCCAACCUCACUAAAACUUGUGAUUUACAGUUUACAGAAGGGUCCUCUAACUUGCAAAGUACGACUGGGAGUGGGGCCCUGGGCGUGACUUGAGUUAUUACCAUGCAUUGGGGGGGAGGGGCGAGGUUUCAAGUGAAAGGGAUGAUUGAAGAAGUCUUUUGGGUGUGAAAUUUUUGACUUUGGGGUUGGAUUUUGGUCCAGGUAUGUUUGGGGAGUUUUGUUUGAAGCCCGAGGGAUUUUUUGGUGUUGUGAUUUUUGCCCCCAUUUGAUCAUUCCUGUCACUUGAAAUCUGGAGUACCCCCAACUGGGCGUGCAUGCAACCAGUAAUUUCAAUUUUGACUAGUGUGAUGAUAAAGUCCUGGGCUGUUGUGUUGAUUUUGAUCUAAGCCUUCAUUUACGUUGCAAUAAUCAUUAUUACAACGUGAAUGGAAGCCCAGAUCAAAUGGUCCUAUGUGGUUUCUAAAGCCAACAUUCCAUGCAUCGAACUGUUGUCUCCUGUCACUAACUGCCACUUGCAUGGACAAAUGACCUAACUCAAUUGCUUGUGCUCUGAGGUGUAAUCUCAACCUGCACUGCAUCCUCUAAGACAACACACCUCCAUCUGUACAACAGUAGGCUCCCUCCCACACAGAGGUUCUUUUGGAUUGUCACGCAAUCCUCCCCAACGCUCGUGGGGCAGGAACGUGUGACGAACCCCUAAGAAUGUCUGCGUGGGAGGCUAAUAUGACAGCGGCCUUAAUUACAUUGCAGACAGUUCUCCGCAUCUGGGACUGCCUUUUCUACGAAGGAUCCAAAGUGAUUCUGAGAGUUUCUCUGACAUUACUCAGUCUUCACAAAGAAGAGCUGCUGGUCUGUCAAGACUUUGCACAACUUGUCACAGCUAUGAAGGUUUGUAAGGGGAAUAUCACUGCUUUGCUAGUUAAUUGAUGAAAAUCUGGUCAUAUAAAGAUAAGAAGACCAAACGCUUUGUAAUUGUGGGUCAAGGUGGUGAGAAGGUUCUGGAGUUCUACUGUAGUUGCCUGCUUAAAGGAGUUUGGUAAUAACUGUAAUAAUUGUGGUGCGAAUGGAGUAAAAAAAGUAAAACGUGAACCUAAUCGAAACCCAGAGAAUCCAAAGAAUCUAAAAUUGAACCCCAAAAAUGCUAAGCUGACUAAACAAAUGUUCUUAUCUCAAAAAUUGUGAACUCGUGCAUGAAUUUCAGACCCAAAAAAUUUUUCACACCAACCUGCUCUAUACUGCCCGCCCCCCUCGAGUACCCUCUCCCCUACCCCCCGAGCAGAUGUACAGGGGUCAGGCGUCCGCAAGAAGAGGUUCGAGUGUAUUAUGCUUUCUAAUCCUUCGGACCUCCCUACUCCAUACCCCCCAGUAUACCCCCUCCCCUACCCUCAGAGCAGAGGUACAGAGGUGUCCACAAGAUAAAGCUCGAGUGUAUUACGCUUGCUAAGUUUAUAAUUUUACUUUUGACAAUGAAAUAUUGAAAAAGCUCCCCAAAAACUAUUUACGGAUGUUAGCUACAUGAAAUAAAUAUUGCAUUUAAUUUGGGUUACAUGUACAUCACUGUAAGUUUUUCACUGUGUCAAUAUUCCCUCAACAGUGCACCUUAGUGCGGUUGUGCGUUUAUGUAUGUCUUUUUUUUUUUAGCAAAUUAUCUAACGGUACGUAUGCUUACUGGCCUUCUUUACUUGUUCCUUCCUUUACCUCAGGAAAUAACCAAAGGACCUUCAGCAAUGGAUUGUCAUAGUUUCAUGGAGGUAAUGUACCAGUCAAUUUCAAAACCGCCCAUGUCCCCCCAGUAAUCCCCUCCGGCAUUUGUUUAUAAGCCUUGGCUAAUUAAAAGCCUCUUUUUAAAUGUGUGAAGGGUAGAUUGAAAAACAAAAGCCAAAUUACCAAUUCGCCUAACCUUUGUUUCAAUUAGUAGGUUGAAUAUAAUCGGACGUCUGGGUGAGUGUGGUCCUGAAUAAGACUGUUGGCAACAGGGACUGACCUGACAGACGUUUUGACCACCUGACGGGAAGUCAUGGUCAGAGCUGAAGUGGUUUGUGAAGUUAAGAUUUGGCACCACUGCCUAUUGUCAGUCAAAACAACUACACUCACUCGGACGAUUUUCUGAAAUCUAGCUGUGAGAAAACGGCCUUUAAGGAAAUAUCUGAAAGUGGCAGAAUGCCAUUCAGGAAUUGAGAACGAAUAAUAAUUAAAGUCUGGGCUUUUUUUCCUACAGCAUUCGUUCCAGAUUCCAGGUUCUUUUUCAAGGAAGUGGAUCAGGGAUUUACGUAAAGCUGCCGCAGAGAAAAUAACAAGAGAGCAUAAUGAAAGAGAACAGAGGAAAACAAAGUGAUGGCCUUAUAACGCGCAUAGUUGAAGGGGCGCUGCAAAUUAAAGUAUUCGCAAGUUUUACACUGAAUUACAUAACAGACGAAUCUUAAUCGGAAACAUUUGUUGUUAUGCCCAGAUUGGUCACGUAGCGUAGAAUGCCGGGCUAGUUCAGCGAAAGUCCCGUUCAUUUUACGUGGCCGAAGUCAAAUUUAUAUGGAAACCUAAAUUGACCAUGUUGUUUCAGUGCAAUACUUGCUGAAAGUUCCAGCGUGUAACAGAGCCCUUAGUAAUCAACGUAUCCGGGUGCUAUUGCAGCAGCGGAUCCAUUUUUGUUUUGAGACUGCACCCCCACCCCCUCCAUAUCUGAAGGUCUGGAUACGCUACUGUAUUGGACAAAAUGUUGGAUUGAAAUACCAAAAGUUCCUUGUAUCAAAUGAAACGGUUUCUUUCACGGCUUUUUCAUUUACUGCAAAAUAUUAGAGAAGUGAAUAAAAUGAAGAAAGGUUAGGCAAACUCAAAUUUUCGAAAAUUUUAUCCUGCUAGUUCCGUCUUUUCUUUUUCAUACUUUUGCUCCCCAAAUUCUCGGUAUUUUCGUUUGAAAGGUUCUCGUUUGCCAAAAGUUAAGCAGUUCUCUUAUUACUAAGGAAGUUCCCAGGAAAAUACGGUAUUAUUAUAUUUUAUUCUCAUGUCAAAAUUUCAUUUAUAGAAAAAUCUUUUUCUUGUGUGUCUGUGU
Messenger RNA from Porites lobata, 8641 nucleotides. The record is from the annotation of a GenBank genome assembly. Lineage: Eukaryota; Metazoa; Cnidaria; Anthozoa; Scleractinia; Poritidae.